AUGGGCUAUAAAAUAUUUAUCGAAUACAAACGCGGUAAAUAUGAUCGAUUGAUUAAUGGUUAUGAAUUCGAUACAGCAUUAUAUGAAACUGAAACAAGUACAACAGUAUAUCCUUCUGAAUCUCGAUGUGCUUUGAAGCUUUGUCAAAAUGAUGAUCUUUGUUUUGAUUUGUCAUCAGCUGAUGCAUAUCAUUGUGCUUGUCGUUAUCCAUAUACAGGUGUUCAUUGUCAAAUACAAGAAAGAUUUUUUUCUGAACGUACAUGUGGUACUAAAACAUUGGAUAUUGUACCAUUCUGUCAUGUUUUUACAUCGGAUAAGGCUCUUCCUUACAUUUGUGCAUGUUACAUAAAGAAUGUUCCAGGAGAGUCGUUUAUAGCACUCAAUAAUUAUCAUAGUGAAAAUGCAUUUCAUAAAGUUUGUGAUGGCAAUGAACCUUUUGUUGGCGCUUUAUCAUUUACUAAUAAAGCCUUUUAUAUUUGUCCGUCAGAUAUGUUUAAUGUGGUUGUAAAAUCACGUGACAUAGAUCAUGUGUGGAAUAAUACACAAAAAGAAUGUGUACCUGAAUAG
Molecule: messenger RNA, 567 nt
Organism: Rotaria sp. Silwood2
Lineage: Eukaryota; Metazoa; Rotifera; Eurotatoria; Philodinida; Philodinidae
Source: the annotation of a GenBank genome assembly